AUUUCUGAUUUCCCCACUCUUCCCAAUCAAAAAACAAAACAAAACAACAAACCCCUCCUCAAUUCGUCCCCCUUUUUCUUCCCACUAGAUGCAGAGCAUCUUCUCCAAUGGCUUUUCUAUCUAUCGUCACGCCUACAGCCAAAUUCAUCUCCAUUUUCAUUCUAUUCUUCCAUUUCACCUUAUUAUCCUCAUGUUACAUGUUAGUUAACCAUCUCCACAACCAUGACCAUAGCUCUUAUCACCGACGCCCAAUCCUCCAAGCCAAUCAAUCCCAAUGUGCCCUCUUCAUGGGUUCAUGGGUCCACGACGAUUCAUACCCGAUCUACCAGUCCUCUUCUUGCCCUGUUAUCGAACCGGAUUUCAAUUGCCAAAUGUACGGCCGACCCGACUCCGAUUACCUCAAGUACCGCUGGAAACCCGUCAACUGUGAGCUCCCCAGGUUCAACGGGCUCGUGUUUCUGGAGAAGAUGAAAGGGAAAACAGUGAUGUUCGUGGGGGACUCGCUUGGGAGGAACCAAUGGGAGUCGUUGAUUUGUCUGACGUGGUCAUCGGUGCCACGUGUCGCCACUCAGAUGAUCAGAGGAUAUCCGCUCUCUACAUUUAAGUUUUUGGAUUACGAUGUAACGAUGUCGUAUUACAAAGCGCCGUAUCUGGUGGACAUAGAAGCGGUGGGAGGACGGAGGGUUCUUAAACUGCAGGACAUAUCGGCAAACGCCCAGGCGUGGAGAAACGUCGACGUUCUGUCUUUCAACACCGGUCACUGGUGGAGCCAUACCGGUUCCACCCAAGGGUGGGACAUGAUGGAAUCCGGUGGAUCGCUGUAUCAAGAUAUGGAUCGAAUGGUUGCAAUGGAAACUGCCGUAAGGACCUGGGCUCGAUGGGUCGAUUCUAAUAUCGACACUACCAAAACCAGAAUCUUUUUCCAGUCUUUCUCGCCUACACACUACGACCCAUCGGAAUGGAGCGGCGGCGCCGCCACCACCACCAAGAACUGCUACGGUGAGACAGCUCCGGUGAGCGCCUCAGCCUUCUCCGGAGUCUACCCAAACGAGAAGAAGGUGGUGGAUGCCGUCCUCCGGGAAAUGCAGAGUCCGGUUUACGUUCUCGAUAUCACGACUCUUUCGGCUAUGAGGAAAGAUGCUCACCCCUCGAUCUACAGCGGCGAUACGAGCACCGGUCAAAAGGCGAACCCUAACCACACCCCCGAUUGUACACAUUGGUGCCUUCCUGGCUUGCCCGAUACCUGGAACCAAUUGUUUUAUACGGCAUUGUUCUUUUAGGUCGGAGCCAUUUCUCAAGCAGGUUUCGGUUUGCGUUCAGAUGCAAAGUGACCAGGCUUACCACAGUUAUAGCAAACCGUUUUUGGUUUGCUGGAGUUAAAUGCGGGUGUCUCGGUUGAUUUGUAUCGGACAAACGGAACAAAUACGCAACAAAAUUUGAUAUCUUGAGAUAGGUAAUUUAUUAGGGUAUUGGAUAACCAAAUGUACCAUUUUGACAAUCGAGUUUCAUAAUACACGAUCGAUCGACAAAAAGUUGACACUUUA
Messenger RNA from Cynara cardunculus var. scolymus (artichoke), 1544 nucleotides. Its product is annotated as protein PMR5. Lineage: Eukaryota; Viridiplantae; Streptophyta; Magnoliopsida; Asterales; Asteraceae. The record is from RefSeq and is a predicted model, not a curated record. The transcript has 5 exons. Gene Ontology annotation, cellular component: Golgi apparatus. Gene Ontology annotation, molecular function: O-acetyltransferase activity. Bases 108 to 1280 code for a protein of 390 amino acids.